AUGGAGUCCCUAGAUGAUGAUGAAAAGGAAGGCAUUGAAUUGGCUGUUUUUAACAUGAUGGACUCCUUUCCUGAUGAUGAAUUCCUUGACUAUUUGGAAAGACCAGAGAUUGAAGCAAUCGGUGAAAGUUACAAGAUGUUCAUUCAAGAGUCAUCAGUGAAGUCCAAAACUUUUAUAUUUGGAGCAUGUACUGUACAUUAGAAUGACAGGUAUGCCCGUAUAUUGAAGGAUAAAAUGGGCAUAAAAAUACCCAAAGGGCAUCAAAUGGUGUUAACCCAACAUGUUGACAGAAAACGCUUGAUUGUAGAAAAUAUACAAUCCUGUAAUAAAAUAAAAAUUGCUCUAAUUCUAAUCAGGAUUGGCCAUAUAAACAAAGGGCCUUCACUCCAAUCAUUGAGGACGAUUUUACUCAGUUAUUUGCAGUUGCAUUUUUCCUAGAAUCAAGAGAUUAGAUUUAUUUUAACAGGUGUCUUGCUCAAGUUCAUCAGAGCAACAAGAGAAAUUAACUGGAAACUUCAUCUGGCUACGUUUAGAAGCUACGUUUAGAAGCAUUUUCAUCUGCGAUUGAGUCAACUAUGCUAGAUAUGGAACUGUCUAUUGGCUGAAGAUGAUCACGCUAGAUCACACACACCCUGGUUAGUGUUAAUCUGCAAAAAAUUUCCCCCUGUAAUAAUGCCUCGCUGAUGUGUUCAGUUUUACCGCCAAUUACAUAUUGCUAUGUAUCAAUUGGAAAUGAUUUAUUAAAGGAAUUAAUUUUUUAUGUGUUUAACAGAUAUUGUUUCUGAAUUAUCGACUAACUUCGCAGUUCAAUGUCAAAGCGAUCAUGGAUUUCCUGCCAUUUCGUGUGAUCAGACUAUCGAACAGACAAUAAACUGUGACUCAAAAACCAAGGGUGGUCUCAUCGGAUUUUCGUUAAAUCAUGCUGCAAUUCAUAGAUGGUUACUAGCCCAGUCAGAGAGAGCUGCUAUUACAAAUAAAUGCAAGGAUAUGGCCAGUGCAGAUGCUAUAAACCAAGGUUAUCAUUUUAUUCCACUUUGCCAGUGUAUAUUACCCAUGUAAUGUCUGUUCCUUAUUUGGAUCAAACAUUCAUUCAUAUUCAUUUCUCUUUUAUGUUGUUACAGAAGCCGAAAAGAUCUCGACAGGACUAAAUGCACAUGCUACGAGAAGUCUGUGAAUGAUGUAAUGUCUACAGUGUCAAACAUGAUCGACCCAUUCACAGAACAGGCAGGAUUGGUUAGUUUGGCCAGUGGAAUUGUUCUUGAUGACGCCAUUGCGGACAGGCUAUUGGAAUCUGAGACUCGUGGGGAGGAACAAUUUGUGGAAUUUGCUCGUGAGAAUUUGUUAAGUGAAAGUCCAGACGUAUUUGUUAAGCUACCGCGUAAUAUGGUAACCACAUUCUCCUUGAGUAAAUGA
This is a messenger RNA of Paramuricea clavata, 1413 nucleotides long. The record is from the annotation of a GenBank genome assembly. NCBI's taxonomy places the organism in Eukaryota, Metazoa, Cnidaria, Anthozoa, Malacalcyonacea, Plexauridae.